AUGCAAUAUAAUAUUACUCACGACGGCCCCCGUGCUGUACAUUACAUCCCCAGGCCUUAUCACAGGAAGUUUGUGCCUUUCAGCCCCCUCGUACCCCUGUCCUUAGGCUCCGAGUCCCAAAUGAAGAGACGAUGGAGGAAUCCCAUCUCUGAGGAACUUCCCACGAACUCCCAGGACGCGGGGACGAGCCGCAGGGCUUCCCCUCGCAGCCCGCAGCCCUCAGCAAGCCGCCGCGCAUCCAGAAGCGGGCAGCUCGCCCCCUCCCCGCUGCCCCGCGGGCCUUUGCCAGGGCAAAGUAAUAAGUCAGGAGUUAGGACCCAGGGCUACGCGAGCCUCGCACGGCCGGCAGCUGAGUGGAGGUGGAUGAGGGGACUUCGCCAAACUGCCCGUGGGGCUGGGCGGGGGCUGCUCCAGCCGCUGCAGGUGCCUGCCUCCCCUCGCCCCGGUGCAAACCGCUCAACAAGCAGGAACCUGUCCUCCGGAGGCUCGCCCAUGGCGCUGGCAGGCUUUAUCCUGGCGCUCGUCGCCCUUGGGGUCCCCUCAGACAUCAGCUCACCCUCUGACAUUGGCAACAUGGAUCAAAACCUAUACAGGACCCUGAAAGAGCAGAUGUGCUCACUUCCAACUAUCCUCACAGAGCCGCCCAGCCGACCUGCUCCUCUAAUGCAGCUUGGCUUGCCUUACGUCCUUGUGAUUCCAGCAGCUGCCGCGGAAUUCAGUUCAGCAGCAGAGAAUGAAGAUGCCCUCCUCAGACACUUGUUCCAGGGUUAUCAGAAAUGGGUUCGCCCUGUAUUACAUUCUAAUGACACCAUAAAAGUAUACUUUGGAUUGAAAAUAUCUCAGCUGGUAGAUGUGGAUGAAAAGAACCAACUGAUGACAACAAAUGUGUGGCUCAAACAGGAAUGGACAGACCACAAAUUACGCUGGAAUCCUGAUGAAUAUGGUGGAAUUCAUUCCAUUAAAGUCCCAUCAGAAUCUCUCUGGCUUCCUGACAUAGUUCUCUUUGAAAACGCAGAUGGCCGUUUUGAGGGCUCCCUCAUGACCAAAGCCGUCGUGAAAGCGAAUGGGACGGUCGUGUGGACCCCUCCUGCCAGCUACAAAAGCUCGUGCACCAUGGACGUCACGUUCUUCCCCUUCGACCGGCAGAACUGCUCCAUGAAGUUCGGGUCCUGGACCUACGAUGGCGCCAUGGUCGACCUCGUGUUGAUCGACGACAGUGUCGACAGAAAGGACUUCUUUGAUAACGGGGAGUGGGAGAUCCUGAAGGCCAGGGGGACGAAGGGGAGCCGAAGGGACGGCCCCUACUCGUACCCCUUCGUCACCUACUCCUUGGUGCUGCGCCGCCUGCCCCUGUUCUACACCCUGUUCCUGAUCGUCCCCUGCCUGGGGCUGUCCUUCCUCACGGUGCUCGUCUUCUACCUCCCCUCCCAGGAGGGGGAGAAGCUCUCCUUGUCCACCUCAGUCUUGGUUUCCCUGACGGUUUUUCUUUUAGUGAUUGAGGAAAUAAUCCCAUCGUCCUCCAAGGUCAUCCCUCUCAUUGGGGAGUACCUACUGUUCAUUAUGAUUUUCGUGACCCUGUCCAUUAUCGUCACCGUGUUUGUCAUUAACGUUCAUCACAGAUCUUCCUCCACCUACCAUCCCAUGGCCCCCUGGGUCAAGAGGCUCUUUCUGCAAAAACUUCCGAAGUGGCUUUGCAUGAGGGACCACGUGGAUCGCUACCCUUCCCCCGGGAAAGAAGAGAGGGAGCGGGCGGUGCAAGGGCAAGUCCCAGGAAGGAAGAAACAGAAGCAGCGGAGUGAGGGCGAGGCAGUUCUGGUCGCUUUCCUGGAAAAGGCCGCCGAUUCCAUUCGCUACAUCUCGGGGCACGUGAGGAAAGAGCAUUUCGUCAGCCAGGUAGUACAAGACUGGAAAUUCGUAGCACAAGUUCUGGACCGAAUCUUCCUGUGGCUCUUUCUGACAGUGUCUGUGAUGGGCUCCAUUCUGAUUUUUACCCCCGCUUUGAAGAUGUGGCUACAUAGUUACCACUAGGGGCAAGUCUCCAGAGCAAUCUAAUAUCCACACCAUAAAGACAAAAUUACACCUUAGAGCUGACAUCCAGCCAGCAUGUAUAUACACUACCCAAAUGUGCAUGCUCUUUGGAAGGGCCUGAGCAGUCCUCAUGGAAACUGAACCUUGGUAAAUGUGCAUUUACCCACAGUAAAUUCAUGGCUGCCAUU
Messenger RNA from Miniopterus natalensis, 2216 nucleotides. The record is from RefSeq and is a predicted model, not a curated record. NCBI's taxonomy places the organism in Eukaryota, Metazoa, Chordata, Mammalia, Chiroptera, Miniopteridae.